This is a messenger RNA of Colletotrichum acutatum, 1044 nucleotides long. RefSeq lists its product as uncharacterized. The record is from RefSeq and is a predicted model, not a curated record. The transcript is spliced from 2 exons. Bases 1 to 1044 code for a protein of 347 amino acids. NCBI's taxonomy places the organism in Eukaryota, Fungi, Ascomycota, Sordariomycetes, Glomerellales, Glomerellaceae.
AUGGCCAGAAACAAGAACAAGAAGGGCCAAGGCCAAGGCGCCGCCGGUAACCAGAACCAGCCGGGCAAUAGCAGCAAGCCUGAGGAGGCCAAGCCCGAGGAGCAGCAGCAGCAGUCUUCCCUAGACCAAAAGACGGAAGAGCAGAAGCCCGAGGGUACCACACCGGUCGGGGAAUUUGGUAACCCCGCAGAGGGCGAGGGGAACCCCACCAGCACCGAUGAGAAGAAGGCCGAAGUAGACAGCAGCAAGCCCGAAGACGCGGCUGCCAAGACGGACGACAAGACACAAGAAGAUGAGAAGAAGCCCGGCGACGACGUGAAGCCCGAAGACGCUGCUGCUGGCGCCGACACGCAGUCAAAAGACAAGCCUGAGACGGAAGAGCAGAAGCCCGUAGGCCAAGAGACCACGGACAAGAAGCAAGCCUCAGCAAACCAGGCCGGCGUCGAAGACGAAGCGGAGCCAGAGUCCAUCGUCGACAACGACAAGAAGCCCGCAGCAGGCAAGGAGCAGGAGCAAGCAGAGCCCGCAAAGGUACGCUCCCGCGACUCUGGCCGCACAGAACGAGAAGCUGACCUCGAGGAGCCCACUGAACUCCAGGACGGCGAGGAAGACUACGCCGAGGGCGAAGAGGGCGCUGAGGGCGAGUACUACGACGACGACGAAGAGUUUGAAGAAGGCGAGGACGUUGAGGUCUACGACGACGACGAGUAUUACUCUGGCGACUCGCAAGACGAAGGGGAGUACGACGACGACGAGGACUACGACUCCCAAGAGGAGGAAGAGGAGGACGACGGCGGCAACUACACGACCGCGCAAAAGGGCGGCAACCAGAACCAGCAGAUGAUGCAGCGCCAGCGCCAGCAGCAGAUGCAGCAGCAGCAACAACAGCAGAUGAUGAUGCAGCAACAGCAGCAGCAGCAGAUGCAGGGCGGCGGCGGUGGCGCGGGCAAGAACCCGCUCAAGCUAAGGCUUGACCUGAACUUGGAUAUUGAGAUUACGCUCAAGGCCAAGAUCCACGGUGAUUUGACGCUGGCAUUGCUGUGA